CAAAAGCCGACGAACCUCGUGGUAGGGAACUGGAACCACAGUUGUUCUAAUCUCUUUCGAUUGGCAUAUCGCGAGUUCGACCGCAGUAGUAGUACGCUCGAUGACAGCGUGGACGUGCGACGUUGUCUCUUCUCAGCCACCACCUUCUCUUCCGCCGACUUCCGUCUCCUCUCUUGUUUUCACCCUUCUACCCCCUCGCGAUCCUUCGAUACGCCGGAAACCUUUGGUAAAUCGCGCACGGUUCUCGAACGGGCCGUACGUUCGUCGCAACAUUGCAGAAGUAUGGACGCCUUCCGUUAGUCGGUGUUUCAUUAUCUACCUGAUGGACGAGCAUUGUUUCUCUCUUCGAUUGAUCUGUGCUUUCGGACGAUUUAGCUGAGCCUCCCGGUUAGCAUGGACAUCGACUCGAACACGCAGCGGAACGUUUGUGUCCAGUGAAUUAACGUGGAUCGUCUGCGCAGGACGGCCAGGAAAAUUGCUUCCUCGUGUUCCCGAAAGAUCUCGUAAGCGAUACCUGCCGAAUUAAUGUUAGAAAAUUGGCGAGCGUCGAGUCCUGGAGAAGAAGCUUCGCUCGGAUUCUACGAGUUUCCACCUACGAAGCGCAGCGAAUUCUUUUUUUCUCGAAACAAUUUUUCGCAACGUUUUUGUGGAUGCAAGGCACUCGUUCACCAGACAAUGGAAAUGAGCCCGGGCUAUUUUGUCGGGGCAUUUGUGCUGUUUAUCCUGAUGCUCUCAACCACCCAAGCUUUCCCACGCAAUAAGGAAGGUUCCUCGAAUAGAAACAACUCGACCGACGAAUCGGAUUCCAAAGAGCUCCAGUGCUUUUUCGUAGACAAUAAACUACCGAUUUGCGGUUCAAGACGAUGGUCGAAUUCGAAUGGAAAUCCUGCGAACGAUACAACAAAAACCGUCUUCGAAUCACUCGUUGACAAAAUCAGCGUGCCGCAGAAGAAAGAUAUCGUCGAGAUAACAGCGGACACGCGUAUCGUGGUCCACGCGUUCAAAGAUUGCCUUCUCAUGGAGCCUGAUAGAUUGCGCUUCUUGAUGCCGUUCUGUGAGGAUGUUAUUCAACUUCAUGACUUCGAUCGAAUCGUCCGUGUAGAGCUAUUUGAACCGUUCGUUAUAGAGGACUUGAUAGAGCCGCCAUAUAUAUUUCCUGAUCGACCAAAGCGUUCCAAGGCAAACAGGAGGCGUCGCAUCCCGAUAGGAAAGGAUCAGGACCGCGCGAACGAUCCCGCGAAACCGUCCAAGGAAACGACGCCGAUCGUCGCCGGCACGACCGAGUCGUCCUCGAACACGCUCGUUCCCCGCAGCCGGACGAAACCCGCGGAAACAAUGGACACCGACGGCCAAAUAAUCGUGGCAUCCUCGUCCGAGUGGAAAUCGUCGCCCGCCUCGGCGACCGCCGAAUACACGAUCUGCAAGACAGGCGUCCAGGAUAGGUGUAAAGCGGAAUCGCGGGGUGGAAGGCCGCGCGGUUUCGACCGGAAGUUUUUCGACAGUCUGGAUCGCCGCUGGAAGAUGAUCGUCGUGGACAGGAGGAGGCGGAUCCUGCAGGAAGUAAAGAGCCCGCCCGCGAGCCCGGCAAUUCCGACAACUCCGAGCCCGUCGAAUCUGCCGACGUUGACCGGAGAGUUCGUCUUAAGGAGCUCGGCUAACGAGCUGGCUAGUCGCGGCGAUUCCAACGAUUUUUUUGAGUCCGUCGCGCAAGGGGAGGAGAAUAUCGAUGGGAUCGCGAGAGAGCCGAACGAGCCGCUGGCUUUGCCGGAAGUAAUCGCGAAGAAGCCGAAGAGGAAAAGGAAGACCGAAGUAACCGGUCAUUAGAUAUUUCACAAGGUCACCGAUGGACAAUUUUCGUUUGUUCGUUACAGCGCCGCGCUGGGAGAGACCGUUUUCUCCAACGAUUUGCGAACGCGAUAUCGAUUCCGAUUGAGACGCACGUCGAGAUAAAUGCCUCUGUCACAAAA
Messenger RNA from Megalopta genalis, 1967 nucleotides. The record is from RefSeq and is a predicted model, not a curated record. NCBI's taxonomy places the organism in Eukaryota, Metazoa, Arthropoda, Insecta, Hymenoptera, Halictidae.